Sabethes cyaneus is the source of this 1385-nucleotide messenger RNA. Its product is annotated as oocyte zinc finger protein XlCOF15-like. The transcript has 2 exons. Gene Ontology annotation, cellular component: nucleus. Lineage: Eukaryota; Metazoa; Arthropoda; Insecta; Diptera; Culicidae. The record is from RefSeq and is a predicted model, not a curated record. The coding region runs from base 265 to 1074 and encodes 269 amino acids.
UUCACAAAGUAGGCUGCAAUUUUGCACAAGAAGAAUGAUCAACACGUGAGUGGCGUAUAAAAAUUGGCAUAACAGAGUAGUGCCAGUCAAAGGAAAUUAGUAGAGCUAUUAUACCAAGCAGGCGAUGCUUCUUAACACGUAUCAUUAUUUUGUUGGGAGCAAAACUUCAUUACGUAUCUGAACGCGAAACAGUCUCAUCGAGUUGAGCGAAAAUUUGUGUGCGAACUUUGUAACAAAGCAUUCAAGUCAGAAUACCAUCUCCUAAUGCAUCAAAAUAGCCACACCGAGGAACGACCGCAUCAAUGUAGCCUAUGUGGCGAAGCCUUCCGCAGCCGUAUCAAACUUGGCCAACAUCAGUUGCUUGUUCAUGAACAAGAUUCAAAGCUAAAAAGUAAAGUUCCUUCAGAGCUUGAAAAGGACAUGCGCGAUCACGGCGGGCGACCGUUUCAGUGCGACAUCUGUGGUGCAUCAUACAAAUCGGCUGGCGGUUUAAACUCUCACAGGAAAAGACACUCAUUCGUCGAGCCAAAACCGUUUAAAUGUGGCAUAUGCGGCAAAUCUUUCGCUACUACAAGUAAUCUCAACGUUCACACAGCCAUACACAUGGGCAAAAAAGAAAAAGAAACGAAUUUCAAGUGUGAAAUCUGCGGAAAAGGCUUUAUCGUUAAUGCGAGCCUAACGAAACACAAAAAACUGCACAUGGAUCCGCCGCACAAAUGCCGAACUUGCGGUGCUGGUUUCCUGUAUCCUUACAAACUCGUACGUCAUAUGCGCAGCCACAGCGAUGAGCGACUGUACAAUUGCGAUAUUUGCGGUGUAUCCUUUAAAACGCCUGAUGGGAUGUCCACGCACAGAAUUACUCAUUUUUACCUCAAACCAAAACCGUUCGAGUGCACAGAGUGUGGACAGCAUUUGCCUUCCAAAGACAGUUUGCGGCAACAUGCUAGAAAACAUAAUAUUGACUUUCAGUGUUCUAAGUGCAAUCAGGGCUUUACAAGCGUUCAGGCACUCAAACGGCACGAAGCGAAACGAUUUUGCGCCAGACAGACAAAAAAGAUCUCCCAAAAAUCUUAAUUCUUAGACAUCGUUGACGUUCUUGUGACACUUCUGGCGUUCUGGCCUGGCAGUGGCUCGCCCUUUGAUCGAAUGGCAAAAGGCUGGUUCUUUAGCUGGUUGCACCAGUAGGGUGAGUAUUGUUAUUACAAUAUUGCCCACACUUUAACCCGCUCGUAAACGUUUUGUUUGACAAUGGACAAUUUCAACUACGAUGUGAAUAAUUAACAAAUACAAUGAUGUUAAUGAUUUAUUAUAGAAUUUGCAAGGUCAGUGUUAGAAAAUGCUCCAAGUUUAUACUAAGUAAAAUUUGACUAAAAUAAAAAGAAAUU